AUGGCGACCGACGCGACCGCCGCGCUCGCCGCGCCCAAGCUCACGACGCUGCUCGUGGUCGUGAGCGACGGGAACGUCCUCCUCGGCGAGAAGAAGCGAGGCUUCGGCGCCGGCUUGUGGAACGGAUUCGGAGGGAAGGUGGAUCUCGGCAUCGACGCGUCCGUCGAGCACGCCGCGCUGAGGGAGCUACGAGAAGAGUGCGGGAUCGACGCGCUCGACGCGACGAGACGAGGGGUGUUGACGUUCCACUACGCGGACGCGCCGAACCCGAUGGAGACGCACGUGUUCCACGCGUCCGCCUUCGAAGGGACGGUGGCGGAGAGCGACGAGAUGAGACCGGCGUGGUUCCCCGAGGACGCGAUACCUCUGGAGAAGAUGUGGCCGGACGACGAGCACUGGUACCCGGCGUUCUUGCGAGGGGAGAAGUUCGUCGGGACGUUUUGGUUCGAUCGCGAGAAGAAGAUCACGAGGCACGAGCUCGAGGUCGUGGAGACGCUGCCGGCGAGAGCGGACGGACUAUGA
Molecule: messenger RNA, 522 nt
Organism: Micromonas pusilla CCMP1545
Lineage: Eukaryota; Viridiplantae; Chlorophyta; Mamiellophyceae; Mamiellales; Mamiellaceae
Exons: 1
Coding region: 1-522 (173 amino acids)
Biological process (GO): DNA protection
Molecular function (GO): 8-oxo-7,8-dihydroguanosine triphosphate pyrophosphatase activity
Source: RefSeq, a predicted model, not a curated record